GCGCUGGCGGCUGGCCAGUGUGUCGCCUGCUGCUGCGAGGGGAGUGACGGAAGGCCCUGCUCCGGGAUUGUGUAGCCUUCAGUCUAUGUAUUGUUUUCACUACCCAUCACGUCUACAGUAAGAUUAUCGCCCUGGAUUCCCAGAAGGAAAACAUUUUCUCAGUUUUCAAGCGUAGAAUGUGGAUUACUGGGAAGGUGGACCACACAUCGCAGAAAGAGCAGAUCUUCACGGACUUGUACAAUGAGUGUAAGAAUAUUGCACCUGGGGCUCGCCUCUCCUACAUGCUGCGGACCAGGCUGGAACGGUUCCAACGGGAGGACAGGCGUGAGGUGGUGACCCGCACCCGGGAUGGCUGUGCACCGCUGUUCGUGGCCUGCAAGCGGGGCAAUGUUGAGGUGGUGGAGUAUCUUAUCAGCACCUGCAAUGCGGACGUGGAGCAGAGAGGUCUGUAUGAGGUUCCCGAUGACCGAUCAAUCCACAACGUGACACCACUGUGGUGUGCCUCCGUCGCGGGCCGCCUCGCCGUGGUGAAGUGCCUGGUGCAGCAUGGGGCAGACGUGAACAGUGUGUCGGACACGGGCUCCACCCCUGUCCGUAGUGCUUGCUUCAUGACACAUUUGGACAUUGUGACCUACCUAGUGGAGAAUGGAGCUGAUAUAUCUAAGCCAAAUUACAAUGGUGGUACUUGCCUUAUCAAUUCUGUGCAGAGUGUGAAACUGUGUGAAUACUUGCUGAACCACAGAGCAGAUGUUAAUGCACAGGACAUUCAGAACAAGACAGCCCUGCACUAUGCCAUCCAGGAGCAUCGCUUUGAGACCACUCGACUGUUGCUCGAGGCUGGAGCUGACCCCCACCUCACCAGCAGGUACAGAGAUGAUGCCCUGCAAACAGCCUGCAUCAAAGGUGCAUUUCAGAUUUUUGAGUACCUUAUUGGGGAAGUGUCAUAUCCUCCCAGUCGGGUGGCAGAUGGGUAUGAGCUUUUGGGCACCACUUUCCUUGAUGAGCACCGGGACAUCCAGGCGGCCCUCCAAUACUGGCGACGAGCAGCGGCCAUCCGUGAGGCUGCUGGUGUGUCCAAGGUUGUGCUGCCAGCCCGUCCUAACUACCAGAAUGCAGUGGAAUUUAGAACCCUAGAGGAGUUAGAGGCAGUGGCUACUGACCUUAACAGCUUAAGGACGCAGAGUUUGCUUAUCUGUGAGCGAAUCUUGGGCACAGCGCACAAAGAUAUGAUCUUUAGGCUCAUGUACCGAGGUGCAGCUUAUGCCGACUCCUUACAGUACCAAAAUUGUAUUGAUCUCUGGUUGUACGCCUUGGAGCUACGCAUCCGCCGCGACACCCUUCUCUUUAAUGAAACCUGCUUCACUGCACAAGCCUUGGUGCGCCUCUACCUAGACAUGAUAGACAAACACAGUACGGGAGUCAUGCAGGACACUGUUGCCUUUGGAGAUGCCUACCGAACCCUGCGAUUAUUGGUAGACCAGCUUCCAAGUUGCAUGGGAUUGUUGCGGGUUCAGCCUGUCCACAAGAAACACCAAAGUAACUUUGAUCAUAUGCUGAAGGUGGUAACUCACAUGUUGUUUGUGCUGCUACACAUCCCCCACAGUGAAGAACAAAGGGAUGAGGCAGUCACACUGGUAAAGGGAGUGGUACGUCUCGACCCCCGCACCUGCCAAGGAGGCCACUCCCUUCUACACCUUGCAGCCAUGAAAACUAAUGUGCUCAACAAUCAUGCCCUGCUGGAGGAUGACCACAUGACACCCUUCCCCUCAGUAGCAGUGGUCAGCUUCCUGUUGGAGUGUGGUGCUCCUGUCAAUGCUACCAACGAUAAAGGCUCUUCACCUCUCUUCAUGGCCUCGCAGGACCUGCUCUUCAAAGAGGAGAUCGUGGAGGUGUUGCUCAAAGCUGGCGGCCACGUGGACCAAGUGACUGCUUCCGGUGAACGACCCAGCAUGAAUCUGCGCCUCAACCCCAAGUGUCAUAUUAGUAUUCUCAACUACACUUCACUCAAGUGUCUGGCAGCGAGGGUCAUCCAAAGGCACCGCAUCCCCUACGCUGGCGAGGUUCCAAAACACCUCGAGGCCUUCGUCAAGAUGCACUAAUGAACAACAACCUUCAUUUCCAGUCAAAUAUAUCAUUGGUUGAGCCCUUCGCAUUCUUUUACCGCCACCGAAUGGGUAGGGAGGUGACAGUGUUCCAAGGUAUGGUGUUUGUUAUAUAUGCAACUUGCUAGUCACGUGCUGAAGCUCUACAGAGUUCCGUCCUGAAUUUUGAGACGAAAUGCACUGUUUAGUACCAACUGACAGGUACCAAACAAUGUCUGUACUUCUGCGGAACUAGAUUGUUAUGGACACUAAUUCACAGAUGUGAUAAUACUAUUGACAUGCAUUGCUCUGCUUUUGGACAAGUAGCAGUUGGGUGGGUGAGUGACAGGGAUGAAUAAAAUAGUGUGGACCUUCCCCACACUAUAUUUCAUCACAGGCUCUUUAUUUAUGUUUGGCUCAAAGUGUGUUAUUGAUUAUGUUUUACUAAGUCACAUGUGCAGUAGAUUUGAUUUUUUUUGCAUACUAUUAUACUAAACCAUGUAUGGACAAGAAUCCUGAUUUAACUUAGUGAAAAGUCUAACACCAAAGUCAAAAUAACCAUGAUGAAGAUAUAUGUAUAACUUACAUAGUAUCAACCAUGAUGUUUGGCUUCAUUAUAAUUAGCAGUAUCAACACAAUAAUCAUCCAUACUGGGAAAAAAAUAUGAAGGGUACUCAUAAGUAUAUUUUGAGGGCUUGAGCUAGCCAAUGGAUAUGGUAGCUCUUUUUUAUUUGUUCACAUAAAAAAAAUUGUACAAAAUACUAUUACAUGUGAUAUAUAUUUUGAUAUUUUGCAAGUAGACACUGAUACACUUCAGUGUGUUUCUUCACCAUCUGACCCUUGAGCAGCUUCCAUGAAGUGCAGUAGUGUGAUGCAUUUGAGUGUCAUUCAGGUAGAGACUUCAUAUUCCUGUUGCACCUUUACCUUGCUAUGGCCUGUAGUAAGGUAUUGUACAUGCCAUGCAUCCUAAGAGUAUUUGGGUUGUGGUAUUAUGUAACUUGCAACUCAGCCAAAUAACUAAUGUUCACUACAUUUUAUUGUAUAAGAAAUCCUUGAGACUAAACAUCAUUAUUCUACUUUUGAAUGUCAUUGACUUGUGUACACUCUUCCUUUAACAAGUUUACAGUGCACAGUAUUGGGCCUGAAAAUUAAAUCCAGAGUGAUGGCAAGUCAACACAUUGAUAUAUUGGACAAUGAAAUGCCCUUUAUGUUCCUUUGACUUUCUUUGGUCUUUCAUAUGUUAAAGAUAUAUUUGAUGAGGUAUUGACUUUUGAUUCUAAAUCAAUUUGAUUGAAAGGUACAAAAGAAAGAUAAUUGUUACAUAUGUUAAUUAAAGCCUCUUAUUAUAUUUUAGCACACACUCCAAUAAAGGUAUUGAAAAAUGA
Molecule: messenger RNA, 3466 nt
Organism: Eriocheir sinensis (Chinese mitten crab)
Lineage: Eukaryota; Metazoa; Arthropoda; Malacostraca; Decapoda; Varunidae
Gene: m-cup
Product: protein fem-1 homolog A-like
Exons: 2
Coding region: 177-2099 (640 amino acids)
Molecular function (GO): protein binding
Source: RefSeq, a predicted model, not a curated record